AUGGCCACAGGAGAUGAAUAUCGUGUUUCGAAUUUCAAUCAAUCCAGCAAAAAGUUCGGAGCUAGCGGCCUAAAUGUCAAUAAUGCUCACGACGUGAAAGAAUUUAACGAUGAAGUUUUCAUUACCGAUACAAAUAAUCAUCGAGUUGUUGUGACUGCCCUGGACGGUUCACUACGACGUUAUAUUGAAUGUCAAGAUGAAUCACUAAAUGGAGACUUUGAUCCAUGGGGUAUUGCCAUUUCAGUGACCAGUGAGAUGUACGUUACCGAUAUGAAAAGUCACGUAGUCCUAAAGUUUGAUACCACAGGGAAACUAAGUCAGAAGUUUGGUUCUGCUGAAUUACAGAAACCGUAUGGAAUCGCGAUGGCAUCCGCGAAUGCGCGCUCGAAGAUAUUGGUGGUCGAUUUAAAGCGUUGCUGUGUGUGCAUUUUUAAUCACGGUGGUAUAUUAUUGAGGGUAUGCGGACAUCGCGGUAAAGGUCUAAAUGAGUUAGACGUACCACGGCUUAUAGCUCUGAACAGCAAAGGGAAUUGGAUCAUUGCCGACUAUGGCAACCGCCGGUUAAUCAUCAUCGAAGGUGAAGAUAAUCCACCGCGGAGCGUGUCAAUAAAACCGGAGAAUAGGAAUUACUUAGUCCGAGGAGUGACUGUUGAUGAAAAAGACAACAUAAUUGUCAGUGUUAUUUCGCAUAAAACACCGAUGAUAGGCAGACACUGUAGUGUAUUGAUGUAUAACUCAGAAUAUACCUACAUGGGUUGUAUUUCUAAGCCUACCGAUGUAUAUAUGCCCCGUGGUAUGUGUGUCACACACAAGAAUGAGGAAAAGUCUCUUCUUGUGGCGUGUCAUGAUGGAAUUCAUCAAUAUACAUUUGUGGAAACGACAAGCCAAACCAGUCACUCGUCGGAAAAAUCAAUUAUUAGUUAUUAAUACAAGGUUUAACGGUAAAAUGAGUGCUAUAAAAUGGUAAAAGAAUCAUUUAAA
Anneissia japonica is the source of this 981-nucleotide messenger RNA. Its product is annotated as tripartite motif-containing protein 2-like. Gene Ontology annotation, molecular function: ubiquitin protein ligase activity; protein binding; translation repressor activity. The transcript has a single exon. Gene Ontology annotation, biological process: protein polyubiquitination; proteasome-mediated ubiquitin-dependent protein catabolic process; negative regulation of translation. Bases 1 to 927 code for a protein of 308 amino acids. NCBI's taxonomy places the organism in Eukaryota, Metazoa, Echinodermata, Crinoidea, Comatulida, Comatulidae. The record is from RefSeq and is a predicted model, not a curated record.